Messenger RNA from Lactuca saligna, 1527 nucleotides. The record is from the annotation of a GenBank genome assembly. NCBI's taxonomy places the organism in Eukaryota, Viridiplantae, Streptophyta, Magnoliopsida, Asterales, Asteraceae.
AUGCCCAAAAUUUCCAAGAAGCAGCAGCGAAAGUACAGAGCCUUGUCACCAUAUCAUGUUAUUUGCACCUUGCAAAUCGUCGGAUCUCCAAAAACGAACAACUUCGGAGAUGAUGAUGCCUUAAUGAGAUUCGCUCCUCACAGAGAGGAUGAAUGGAAGAAAAUGUUGACCAGUAUUCCACAUCAACUGCGGCCUCGAUUCGACCAAUGGUUACGAAUAGUAGUGAAAGAGGCAAUUGAAUUGUCACAUAAAAACCAGGAUCCAACUAGCAUGCAAAGGGAAGACAAAUCUGAAUCAAGAAGCUUAGAAUUAAGGUUCUCAAACAGCAUCAUUCCCACUUUAUUCACUGGCGACCACAUACAAGCAAUCGGAGGUGUCCCUUUGGGAGUAACUUUAGUUGAAAGUCGAACCAAGGAAGCAGUGAAGACAGGGCCUGAAGCCUCAGGAAAAGUUGAAAUAAUAGUUCUUGAAGCAGAGGUUGAUGAUGUCACAGGAGAAGAUGUGAGAAAUAACAGCAUACUUGUUAGGCAUAUCGAAGGAAGUAGAUCUAUUCGUGUGGAAAAUAUAUUCCUGAAUCUAAUUCAAGGCACUGCUAUUUUGCCCAUGGUUUCUUUCGCAUGUAAUCGCAAGUGGAUGAAGAAUUCCAAACUUAGACUGGGAGCAAAGUUUGUGAAUAAUUGCAAUGGUGUUCGAGUCAAAGAAGCAAAGUCAGGGUCCUUUCUUCUCAAAGAUCGUCGCACUAAAGCAUGCACGAAGCAUUAUAUCCCAUCUCUACAUGAUAAGAUAUGGCGAUUACGUAAGGUUGAUAGACACGGUUGUUUGGCUAAAAAUAUGGAACAGGCAGAAGUUAUAACUGUGGGAGAUUUUCUUGUUCAUUUAUUUCGACAAACUCAACAUCUCAAGGAGAUAUUUGAUCAUUCAAAUCACGCAAAAAGUUGGACGAUUACAGUGGAGCAUGCUCGAGAAUGUCCUGCUAAACUGCAGUACUGUUCUAGUUUUGACCCAAAAACUAGGGUUUUCUUCAAUGUCUCUGGUGAAGUGUUGGGAUUAUUCCAGGACAAGAGUUUUCUUUCUAGUGAUAAACUCACACAGAACCAAAAGGCAUUAGCCAAGAAUUUGGUAAUUUCAGCAUUUGAGAACUGGGGGGAUGUAAUCGAUGUUGAGCAGGAGGGAAAAUUUGUUCCAAAAACUGAACCUGUUACUCUCCGCACCUUUGGCAAGAACAUAUUCCUGGAUGAUCUUGACUUAAACAUUGAUGAAACUUGUUUAUUUGGUAACAUGGUAUCUGAUGGGAAAUGUCCAGACCUAGAAUUACUACCUGAAUCUUUAAGGAGAAAGUCUAAUGAGAUCUAUAAUGGGUUUGAGAGCCUUUGCAUUUCCAAUCGGAGUAAACUAGAGGGUGAUCAGAGAAAUAGAUUGUGUAAUAGAUUGAAGAUCCUGUUUUGUGUUGUAACCUUCAAAAUAAGAUCCUUCCCUGAAAACGGUUUAGAUGAUAUUCAUGCUCAUAAGAAACCAAGAUUGUCAUAG